Messenger RNA from Aedes aegypti (yellow fever mosquito), 1620 nucleotides. It is a transcript of the gene Or24, whose product is annotated as putative odorant receptor 83c. The record is from RefSeq and is a predicted model, not a curated record. Bases 21 to 1208 code for a protein of 395 amino acids. Lineage: Eukaryota; Metazoa; Arthropoda; Insecta; Diptera; Culicidae. Gene Ontology annotation, molecular function: olfactory receptor activity; odorant binding. Gene Ontology annotation, biological process: detection of chemical stimulus involved in sensory perception of smell; sensory perception of smell. Gene Ontology annotation, cellular component: plasma membrane. The transcript has 4 exons.
AAGGAAAUAAAUCUCAAAAGAUGGGUUUCCUAAAGAGGUUGAAUCGGUUUAAGAUUUUUCAACAUUCUUUCAAACAACCUGCUGACUUUUAUGCACACCAAAUAAAAACCCCUAAUAUGAUUUCAAAAAUAUCAGGACUGAAUGUGUUCAGUGAGGAUUUCACGGUACCCAACAAAUUUUUGUUUGGCAUCAUCUUGAUUUUGGGUUUCUACUUCUACAUCAAUGCAUCGUCGGCCUACGAAAUGCGCAACGAUACGGAAGACCUUAUCAACUCUUUGACUACAUUUGGAAUCGCGACGCAGGCUGUGACGAAGCUCGUCAUCUUCAUUAUAUUCCGGAAAGAUCUCAACUGGCUGCACAAAUAUACAGAACAACUCUACAGGGAGGAAUGCAACCCACGAACGAGAGAACUGCUAACAGGCAAUGUUUUUCUACUGAGCGUGAUUUUGAAAACGAUGAUGGUGGGCUACGGUUUUACAAGUUUUUCAUUGGAUGUUGCUCCUAUGUUGGUGUUGGCAUUUACCGGAUCCAAGUUGUUACCAUUUGGGUUCUACAUUCCACAUAUUGAUCGCUUUUCAUGGUUUGGGUACAUUAUCAAUUAUAUGGUGCAGAUAAUUCUAACAGUGUUUGUGACGUCUGAAGACAUGGGUCCGGAUUGUAUCUACAUGAUAAUAUCGAUGAAUGCUUUCACGCAAAUAGAUUUGAUUAUAGAUUCAUUGAAGGAAGUAAAUCGUCACAUUGAAGCAGGAGAUUUGGAGGUGGAUGAUCUGAUUAUAAAAAUAAUACAACGCCAUCAAGAGCACCUGAAAUAUUUACGAACGGUUGAAAUAAUAUUCCGCAUGAUCUUUUUUGCUUCCUUUGUAAGCUUAUCAUCGGUUUUGAUUCUAUCGUUAUUUGCAGUUGUGACGCUCGGAUGGUACCAAGGGAUCGUGUUCAUCUUAUUUGUCAGUUACCAACUAUUUUUUGGAUGCUUCCUCGGAACGUUUUUGGAAUUUAAGAACGAACAACUUCAACGGGAAAUCUAUACCAUUUCAUGGUAUAAACUGUCGAUUAAAAAUCAAAAAUCACUGCGAUUUCUCCUACAGUCAGCUCAAGAACCCGUCAAUUGGACGUUAAUUUUUGCACGAUUGAACAUACCUACGUAUUUGCAAGUAUACAAAACGAUUUACAGUAUUUUUACAAUGCUUCUCACCGUUCGGGAGGAAUAGUAGACAAGGAAUAGUUGUAAAGCAUCAUGAAAUGUGACUCAAUAAUCAUAUAAUAAAAGUUUGCUCAAACUACUGGAAAUUGUUUUCAGAUAUACAUUUGUUUCUUGACCAACACUUGAAAACUAUGUGUGUCGUAAAUUCAAACAAAACGUCGUUUUUAAGGAUGUGAUAAUUAUUUUAAGGAAUGUUUGCACUCGUCAUUGAAGCCCGUUGGCAAGAAAAACGUAUUUUUUUCUCUUGUUGAAAAUGUUUUUUGUAUGAGUUGCUAUGAAAAAUCAAACAUUAACAUUGUUUUUUUUCCCUUGUUUUCAAAGUUACAUAGUGUUUUCAAAAGUUGGUCUAAGUUUGAGAAAUGACAUAAAUAUUUGUAACUAGUACUAUACGUGUGGGUGUUUCUUAGCUUAGUGUUACU